Molecule: messenger RNA, 3221 nt
Organism: Xiphias gladius (swordfish)
Lineage: Eukaryota; Metazoa; Chordata; Actinopteri; Istiophoriformes; Xiphiidae
Product: transmembrane protein 65-like
Exons: 8
Coding region: 244-978 (244 amino acids)
Biological process (GO): cardiac ventricle development; regulation of cardiac conduction
Cellular component (GO): mitochondrion
Source: RefSeq, a predicted model, not a curated record
ACCAGCCCCGGGACUACGCUCGCAAAAAUGUGAUUUUGUACAACUACGACAGCCAGUGAGGUGUCGAGGUCUCUUUCCUCUUUGUGCGACCAUCUGCAGAAAUCCCGGAGCGGGUCGCGAAGACACGCUUGCGCCUGGAGCAGCGUCCGUAUUCCCGAGGUUUCCCGUGGACAACUGCUGGACGGGACAGCGGAGCAUCGACUGAGGUCCCCGGCGCUUUGCUCUUCCCCCAUCCCAGAAGACAUGCUGCCCCGCCUGCGAAGAGUGCUGCGGCCCGCCCUCUCCCUGAGAGCCGGGAGUGGGCUGGCCAGAGCCGGGCUCGGCAGCCACCAGGCACCCGCCGUAGCGUCGCACCCGCUCCCCGUGCUGGUGCAGCGGUGUAACCUGGGCACGCACCCGCUGAAGGAACCCGUGGAGCCUCUCAACUCGCCCCGGGGAGCCAAGGAGUUUAUUUACAGCCUUCACCCGACUGAGCGCACCUGCCUGCUGCGAGAGCUGCACAGGUUCGAGUCCAUAGCUAUAGCUCAAGGGCAGCUGGAAAUUGCACCACCUACUUCAGCACAGUUAAGAUAUGUUUUGCUGCACAAUGCACUCCCUUUCGUUGGAUUUGGAUUCCUGGACAACUGCAUCAUGAUUCUUGCUGGCACACAGAUUGAGUUAUCCAUUGGCGUUAUCCUCGGCAUUUCAACUAUGGCAGCUGCUGCCCUUGGCAACCUGGUGUCUGAUCUGGCAGGACUCGGGUUGGCAGGUUAUGUGGAGGCCCUGGCAUCUCGGCUGGGGAUGCAGAUUCCUGACCUGAGCCCAAAACAGGCUGACAUGUGGCAGACCAGAGUCAGCUCUCACGCGGGUAAAGCCAUUGGCGUUGGCAUCGGCUGUAUCCUGGGCAUGUUUCCUCUCCUGUUCUUCAAAGACGACGAUGAGAAGAAAGAAGGCCCGGUGGAGACGCCACCUGCUCCGAUAGAGAGUGGCAAAAACUGAAACUGUCCACUUGCCGGAGACAAAUACUAUUUGGAAUCCAUUAGAAUACUUUAGACCAGGACUGAUUGGCCUCGCCUGGUGGACUGGAGUGUAUGGAAAUGUCACUGAACCCCAUACAGUCUAAUCACUGGCUACUUUACUUUCCAAGGCUGAAUCAAACUAUCAAAGGUAUUCUGAAGAGGAUUUAUUAUUUGAUUACAGACUUUAAACACAAGCAGAGUGACCUGACUGUCUCUUGGGGAGACAUGAGACCGUUGAUUCACUGGACUGCUGCUACUUCAACUAUUGCACCCUCUAAUGUAACCUCAAUCCUGUUUUGACUGACUGACACAGGCUGAAACUCAUUUAUCUAACAUACACUGCAGUGGCCUCUUGCUCUCCCCUGAUCUGAGUCUGUUGAAUGGAACAAAAACAAACAUUUUACUUUAGAUGUUUAGAUGGCAAGAAGGGUUAAAUGAAAGUUAGAGCUCCCUAAGAUAUCAAAGGAAACUUUGGGAUCAGCGCAAGGAAGCAAAACACCAUCAGAUUAGGUUUCUUACAUGGCAUUUGGAUGUUGAAGGUUUUUCGUUUAUUGUCAGAAAUUCCGAUCACUAAUAGAGGAAGACUGAAUUAAGAACCAUGCUAUCAUACAGUACAUUUCAGCUUGAUUCAGGAGUGUUAAAAACCAGGUCAAAGACCUCUCCUGUGUUUCCUAAUCAGUUUUUGAGGGUGAUGAGUCAAGGAAAGAGCGUCACGUUUGCAUAUUAAGAUGCGCCAUUCCACAUCAAGAACAUUACUUUUCAGUUUUACAAGUGAGUUUGCCUUAUUAUGUCUUAAAAAGUCCGGCCUGCUGCCCCAUCCACAACCAGUCAGCUACAUGUAGUGAGACUGAAGGUGGUUAAAUACGCAAACACCUGUUAGCCCACAGCAGUAACGUGCAGAAAAUAUCUCUCAUGUAUUAUGUUUGUAGCCAGGUUGAUGCAGUUCUACAAAAUCUUUUAAGAACAGUUUGUUUCUUUCUGGAGAGGAGAUGAGCAGGAAGUAGAGAAAUACAGAGAGGCAGGAGGAGGAAGAGUAGCUGUGGCAGAAAGAUAAGACAUCCCAACCCUGAACCACCUGAGACCUCUGUCCCAUUUGCACUGACUCUCUGGCUCCAAUACCAGUAUGGUUUUUCUCCUCCUGCUCUGCACCAGCCGACCUGCAGCCAAACUACAACAUGCCUCUUGCAUGGUGACAUAGCACCAGGCCUCUAAUUCAGUUUCUAUUAUAUUAUAAGAGAGGUUUGUUACCCUCUUUUCAUUCUUUGAAAAAACUGUUACUACUUUUAAUACUAAUGCACAACUUCAUAUUUUCCUGUACCUUGUUUAUAAUGGCUUUGUCCUACUGCCCUCUACUGGUUGAGUGUGAAAAGAGGUUUUUCAAUUUAGUAGAGCUGAACAAAGUCUAUCUGUAAUUUGUCACUUUAUCACUCUAUAAUUAUUGUUCUCAAUCAUUGUUUUUAUUUUGAUGUGCAAAAUAGGUAAUAUAUCCUUCCUACCACUGAAACACAGUGGCAGGAAGGAAAUAUUUGGGAUGAUAGGACACUACCAUCCAUCCAAGUCUUAAUUCAGCUGUCAUUGAUUUCCAAUUUUUUUUUCUUAUUUUUUUAUUUAUUUAAUUUUAAUUUUUUUUUUGUUUUUGUUUUUUUUGUUCUUGGCACAGGCCGCUCAUCUCAGCAACAGGACUGAAGACCGUGGUUUACGGCGCUGAACCUGUCUAGAAGUUGAAAUGAAAGGGAGCGGCCAUUUCCUCUCAGAAAAUGGAUUUAUUCUGAUUCAGACUCGUAUUCAUGUAUGUUCUGAUCUGUAUAUUCCCUUUAUCGCAAAGGAAAAUGUUAAGAGAAGAACAUAUUUGUCAGCACAAAAACACCUUUGGGAGUAUAUUUUCAACAGCAUUCUCUGACAGGAAAGACUUUGCAACUGAUCUCUGUAUGUUACAGUCCAUUUCUAUAUUCACUAAACAUGCUCUAAAAUCUUGACACACGUACAAAGGAGACUUAACCUGUAUAAGAUUGUUCUAGUUAUUUAUCAUGUGGGUAACAGUGAUUCUCAACAGUGACUAAAAUAAAGAAAAUGUACAAAGAAUUGAACAUAUUUAUGUAGUUAGGAUUUUUGAUCUGAUUGCUUGAUUCCCACCUUGCAUGCACUGCUAAUAAAAAACCUAGUGUACCUGUUUACUUUGUAAGAAUAAUAAAAAAGGAAAAACUUGAGUAUGUUUUAAAACUA